Molecule: messenger RNA, 1080 nt
Organism: Capsicum annuum
Lineage: Eukaryota; Viridiplantae; Streptophyta; Magnoliopsida; Solanales; Solanaceae
Exons: 5
Coding region: 1-1080 (359 amino acids)
Source: RefSeq, a predicted model, not a curated record
AUGACUCGAGGAAGAGGUACAGGUCAAGGAAUCAUAGGGCGUGCGGGCAAGUCAGCAGCUAGGACUAAUAUGCCUGUUCGUACUGCAAACAUGCCUACUAUUCCCACUCCUACAGUUGCACCACAAACAGCUGGUGGCAUAGGUGCUCCAACUUCUAAUCAUGGUAGUACGUCUCCUACUACAAAUCAUACCAACCCAACAACUAUAGGUACGUCUUCACAAACCAACCAAGUAGGUGAGGACAUAUCUUGUAGCAACACAAAUGGAGAAAGUAAUUCUAGUCGGAGCCAUGUGCGGACCCUUGUUACUAUAACUUUUGCAGGAUUGCAACCUUCUAAAGCAUGCUCCAAUAGGAUACACGAGUCUUUCAAAAGUGAACUUGAUUACAAUGGAGUCAAUUGGAAAGGUGUCUCAUGUGACAUAAAAGAUGACUAUUUUGGGGAAUUCAAGCGACUUUGGGAAGAUCCAAAGAGUGUUGAAAAGUCCAAAAUAAAUGCACAGAAUCGUCGUAGAGGCAAAGAAGUCGCUGCUGGAACUCACACGGGAGGAUCUAUCUCAAUUGGAGAGUACCGAAAGAGACUUGCUGCUGAAAUGGGUCGAGAUCCGACACCAAGUGAGUUACAUUUGCAUGUUCACACACAUGGUCAUGAUGGAAAAUCUUUCAUUGAUGAACGUUCCCGAAUCGUCCAUGAAAGAUUUGAAGAAAUAUUACGAGAAAAAACAUUAUCAGAAUCUGUUAUUGAUCAAUUUGAAGCAUAUUACCAAGCUGCCGGAGGAGAAAAGAAGCGAAGAGUAUUUGGUCUUAGAUCUGAAGCCAAAGGCUACUACGACCAAACUCGAUGUAUUUCUUGUGGAAGGACUUCAUCAUCAACUUCACAUAAAUCGGUACCAGCUACAGAUUCGGAUUUGGAUGAGUUUGUGAAGCGAUUGAUUCCCGCACUUAAAAAUCAUUUUUUUCCUAUUGUCAUUGAAGAGGUACAGAAGUUGGUUUCUUCACGAUCAGUUGUCACACCUCUGGCUACUCCUUUGGACGAUCUUGAUUCCUUAAAUGAUGAUUGCAAUGAUCUUGAUCAGUUGUGA